AUGGUCAGAUCGAGACUCGACGAGAAUGUAUGGUAUGAUAACGAGGAGCUCCGGGCGUCUGCUGAAGACCUCCCCAACCUUUUCUACCAUCCCCCGAUCCAAAACGAGGACGAGCUUGCGAUCUGGAUGUCAAUUGCUGAGCUGCAAGCUAAGAACGAGCGACGAUUCCGGGCGCUCAAUAGGAAGCUCGUUGUCGCUGUCAAGCGUAACGAUUUGGACGCGGCGAAACAGGCGAUAGAUCAAGGGGCCUCGGUGCAUAUCCCGAACAGCAAAGGAAUCCCACUGGUCAUGCUCGCUGCAGGUUCUGGGCACCUGAUCGAUGUGGAGGACUCCUACAUAGAGCUUGAUAGAGGUCAAGGGUCGCCGGCUAUGAUCGACUUUCUUGUAAACAUGGGCGCUUCGGUCCAUGCUCGCAGGAAGUGGGACGAGCAGAAUGCACUGAUGGUCGCCUGCCUUCGGGGAGACCUCGACUGUAUCCUGGCACUGUUGCGGAAUGGUGCAGAUCUUGCCGACGUGGAGUACAGGAACAUGACUGAAUUCUUCUCUGCGAUGGUGAACCUCAGCGAUUAUGACGCGGAUGCGAGGAUGAUGGCAGGAGAGGCGAGCGACAGAAACUACACGGAGCAGGAGCAGCGAUUUAUAUCGGAGCUGAAGAUGAUUCAGGCAGUGAUAGAUUUCUUGUACGAGCAGGCUGGCGAGAAGGUCUCCAGAGUCCUGAGGAUGAAGCUCCUCAAAGAGGCGGCACAGCUUGCCUCCAAAGAUGAACAGAACAUGGUCGCGUUGGUUCUGCAGUAUGAGCUGCAGGAACUGGAAGCAGAGGAUAAACGGCAGAUGCUGAUCACGUACAACGGAAGCAUGGGAAAACUGGAGGACAAGAAGGUCAUGUCGGACACAAGGAAGCGAGUGGAAGAGAAGCACCUUGAAGGCAUGUACCGGGACCUGGGCACCAUCGAACGUCCAAGACGGUUGAGCACAGUGAUCGAUCCUUUCGUAUCGCCGGUGGUCCAGGUUGAGGAGAUGGAGGAGGAGGAGCAAGGGCAGAACAAGAAGCUGAGAGGAGCUACGAUGGAGAUGAUUCAGUCCGCCGUGCCCUCGACCGAACACUCUAGCAGUAAGCUCUCGAAGCUGAAGCGGGAACUUGAAAAGGCAGAGAGACUGGGCGACACCUUUAAGAAGGAGCUGCUCCUGAAGAAGAUAAGAAGAUUGGAGGGCCAACAAAGCACAAAAGGCUCAAACAGCUAA
Guillardia theta CCMP2712 is the source of this 1242-nucleotide messenger RNA. RefSeq lists its product as hypothetical. Gene Ontology annotation, molecular function: protein binding. The transcript is spliced from 9 exons. NCBI's taxonomy places the organism in Eukaryota, Cryptophyceae, Pyrenomonadales, Geminigeraceae. Gene Ontology annotation, cellular component: nucleus; cytoplasm. The coding region runs from base 1 to 1242 and encodes 413 amino acids. The record is from RefSeq and is a predicted model, not a curated record.